CUCUGUUGCAGGAAGUAGACACUUCUUGUAGCAGCCACUGCAGCUGCCAAAGGAAUUUUCGUCUGACGGAGGGAACCAUAGAAGCAAGGCACUGAGGGCUUCACAGAGUGGAGCCAGUUGAAGAUGGACAUUGAGAUGGAGAUGAAGAUGAACAGUGACGGGGACCCCACCACCUCCUGGCCCCUGCUGUCUUGGCUAGCCUCCUGCAUCAUGGUGUUUGGGGGGGUCGUGCCCUAUGUCCCCCAGUAUCAGGAGAUACUCAGGACCUCCAACACUGAGGGGUUUUCCACACGUGUCUGCCUUGUCCUUCUGGUGGCCAACAUUCUUCGAAUCUUCUUCUGGUUUGGAAAGCAGUUUGAAUCCCCUCUCCUGUUCCAGAGCAUGGUAAUGAUCCUUACAAUGCUGGCUAUGCUACGCCUCUGCUGUUCAGUCCAAACAGCCAAUCGCGUCUCCGCCAAACAACACUACUUCACAGACCUGGACCUGAGGUAUUUUUGGAGCUGGGCUCGCUUUGAGGACUACCUUCUGUUUUGCUUUUCCUUCACGGUGCUGAGUGCCCUCAUCACCUUCCUCUUCCUGGAUUCAGUCCUGUUUGUGGAGGGCCUUGGGUCUCUGGCUGUGCUCACUGAGGCAAUGCUGGGGUUACCACAGCUGCUCCAGAACUUCCAGAACAAGUCAACACGGGGCAUGAGCAUAAAGAUGGUGUUGCUGUGGACAGGAGGGGACCUUUUCAAGACGACCUAUUUCCUAGUGAACGAGGCUCCAUCCCAGUUCUGGCUGUGUGGCAUAACCCAGAUCUGCAUUGAUAUAGCCAUCCUCCUGCAGGUGUCCGUCUACGGACAGGAGACCCACACCAAGUAUGGGUGACAGCACCAAGUACCAAAUUAAAGACAUUGCACAUCAUUUAUAGUCGGCAAACCAGUCUGAAAACUUUGCUUGUAGAUUUGGUCACGGUUUAUUUUGAGUGCCGUUUUUUUAGUUUAUUAACUGUUAACAAAAACUGUUAAAUUUUAGCUAAGGGUUAGGGUUAGGGUUAGAGUUAGGGUUAGUGUUAGGGUUAAUAAAAACCUGAUUUAAUUCGCUAAACACUACUACAGUAACAAUUUGAACCGAUUUCAAGCAUACGAUUGACUGGGUAUUGAUCAACCAUAGGGUUAUGGUGUUUGCAGUAUUAGCUGGCCUAUUAUAUAUUAUUAUUAUUAACUAACAGUUAACAGAAAAUAAAUUAUGUACAUUAACAUGUUUAUUAGCUGUUUGUUAACAGUUAAUAAACAAAAAAACGUCCUUUAAAAUAAAGCGUGACCGUAGAUUUUCUUUAAAUGUGUUCAUGUCAUGGUCAUGUGCACAGGGAAUGGCCAAAAAAGUAGAAAAACCUGCCAUAACAGUGUCAGCAGGGUGUAAUUCUGUUGUCUUGGUGUAUAGUCUGAAACAUUAAUCAUUUGUGAUGUCUUGGAUAGGGAAAUACUUGCCAACUGACCAUCUACUAACAACCCUCAUUCAAAGUCUGAGCGUUUUUAUAUAUAACAGAAUACAUGUCUAAUUAAUCAGUCACAGAACUAGUAAUUACAGAUGGUGUUUUUAUUUUUUUGUCCAGCCCCUGUAUGUAUUGUACCUAAUAUAGGUUUAUCUCAGGGCCCUGCACUGCCAGAUAUUUAUUUUCCUAAUAAUUUUCUUUUUACAACAACCAAAUACAACCUUGUACAACCAAGGGUAAACAAAGGAGUUUUUGUAACUUUGUACAGUUUGAUGUUUUUUGUUCACGGUUAGAAAAUGUGGUAGCACUUUAGAUUGCGUGGCAAACAUCACCAUGUAAUAACAUGGUAAUAACUGGGUAAAUGUUUUUUGCUAUCACAUGGUAACUACUGGUGAAAUAAGUGUAUAAUUGCAUCAAAAAGUAUGUGCCAAGUAAUUGCACAGUAGUUAAGAACAGGAGCCAUUACAAUGUAAUUACAUGGCUAUUCAUGCCCUAGAAUAUAAAUUGCUACUAAAACUGCUGUACAGUUCAUAGUCACUGCUCUUAGUAUGAUAUAUGCCAUAUAAUGUGUGCCAAUCACUACAAGCACUGUACAUUUAAAAAAAAUAAAGCAAAGAAAGUGCACAUUAAUGUGUUAUUGAUGCCAUUAAAAAGGUAUAGCAGGAUAACCAAUACAGAGUAUCAAAGCCACUCUACCACAAAAUCUUUCUCCACGAAUUUUAAAAAGUAUGUUCUCAGGAAGUGUGAUUGCCUGACCUAUAAAACCACUGAUCUACAGUUGUUGCUCCCAGAGUAAGGCUCUCGAAGAAAACAUAUUGCACCAUACAGGCCUUUGGUACAAAGAACACCUCUGUCGUCAGUAACAAACAUUGGAGCUUUUGUUCCAAGCAGAGAUACAUAUAUACAUAUAUAUAUAUAUAUAUAUAUAUAUAUAUAUAUAUAUAUAUAUAUAUAUAUAUAUAUAUAUA
Messenger RNA from Acipenser ruthenus (sterlet), 2442 nucleotides. RefSeq names its product solute carrier family 66 member 2-like. Gene Ontology annotation, biological process: phospholipid translocation; retrograde transport, endosome to Golgi. Gene Ontology annotation, cellular component: trans-Golgi network; endosome. The transcript is spliced from 5 exons. The record is from RefSeq and is a predicted model, not a curated record. Bases 124 to 867 code for a protein of 247 amino acids. Lineage: Eukaryota; Metazoa; Chordata; Actinopteri; Acipenseriformes; Acipenseridae.